AGUCUAAAAUAAGUAUAGUCUAACAUCAAGUAUAGUCUAACAUCAAGUAUAGUUUAACAUCAAGUAUAGUUUAACAUCAAGUAUAGUUUAACAUCAAGUAUAGUUUACACAUCACAUAUAACAUCAAGUAUAGUGUAUUAUCUAGUUGUCGCGAAAGCGAAUAGACAGAUAAUCGUAAGUAUCGAUUAUAGAGUACAUCUCUAAAGAAUUGUUACAUCACUACCGACGCGGGACGUUUGACGUCUAUGUUUUUGGCGGGCUCGGCAGAGAGAAAAAAGUGUGAAAAAAGUUAGAAGUGUUAGAAGAUCUUAGUAAGUUUAGUUUUGAAAUAGGCCAGCAGUUUGAUCAGAAUUUUGGUUGUUCAUAAGAAACAGGAUGGAUUGAGUGUCUGUUUUUGGGUUAUACUGUAUUAAAAAAAAAAAAAAAAUGGAAGUGGUCAUCCAAACUCGGGUAAAACUGCUUUAUGAGGCCGUUCAAACCCAUAUAAAGACAGCUCGAGAUAUGCUUUUAGACUUUGUUAAAAGUGAAGAGAAUGUAAGAAAGUUGGAAGUUAUUAGUGCUAAAUUAAAAAGUAGCAAUGAUAAUUUUGUUGCGGAAAUGCAGAAUUAUUAUAAGGUACUGACCGCUGCACCCGACAUAGAUGAAAUCAACCAGUUUUCUGUAGUGCAGAUUCAAGCGGAGGAGCUGAUAACAGAAAUAUGUGUAACUCUUAAACAAAAUGAAAGAAAACCAAGUUCCACCACAAGCGACAAAGUUAUGGAUGUUACGGCUAAAUUACCAAGGAUGGAAUUAGCCAAGUUUAAUGGCAAUAUCUUAAAAUGGUAUGAAUUUUGGGACCAGUUUGCUUCAAAUGUGGAUAGCAGAAAUAUUUCUGACGUUGACAAAUUACUCUACCUGCAUUCAGUCCUCGAAGGAGAAGCCAAACAGGCCAUUAUUGGAUUAGACACCACGAGCAAAAAUUACAGCGUUGCUGUAACCACAUUAAAAGAGAGGUAUGGCAAAGCAAGUGCAAUAAUUGAUGCCCAUUAUGUUGCACUCUAUAGAAUUAAAUCAGCUCCUACGAAUAACAUAAAAGAUAGUAGAUGUGUUUUAAACGAAAUUGAGAGACACCUUCGAGUAUUGAGUUCUUUGGGUGAAGACGUGAAUCAUAAUCAUCUAAGAGUCAUGAUAAUGGAAAAAUUUCCUGAAGACCUUAUUUAUGAAGUACGGAUGAAAAUGCGCGGAGAAGAUGACUCUAUUGAUAGUAUAAGAAAAAAUUUAGAAUAUAUUAUAUCAGCCCGGGAAACAUCAAGCAGAUUCAAGAGAGAAGGGACUGAUAUAAAGAACAUGGAACGGUCUGUUAUCGAAGAUAAAUCGGACCAGGAAAAUUUUACAUUACGUUCUCUACAUGCUAGAUCUGAAGUAGUUAGUGGCAAUACUGGUAAUAGACAAAACAAAUUUACUACUUGGAGAAAAGACAGAUCAAAAUUUGAUAAUCGUCAGUUAAACAAAUUUAAACGACCCUCUCGAAAAAGGCCAUAUGAAAACUCUGACAGGACUAACGAACCACCUAAAAAGAAAACUAUCAAAUGUAUAUUUUGUGGACAGGUGCAUUUUAAUGAUGAAUGCACAACAUAUAUAUCAAUACAAGAUAGAAAGUCUCAGUUAGGUACACGCUGUUUUAUUUGUUUUGGGGACAAACAUAAAGCUGAUAGUUGCCGUUUUAAACAAAAGUGUAGACAUUGCGGUAGAUUCGGCGCCCACAACCGUGCACUGUGCCCCACGAAAUUUAAAGGACAAAGUAAAACGCAUCAUACAGAUAAUUUACAUAUUAACACUGAGAUAGCUGAUCUCAGUGUUAAUACUACUACGGUGUUACAGACUUGUUUAGUAAAAGUAAGCUCAAAUACUGAUUCAACACAGUUACCAGGUAGGAUACUACUUGACUGCGGUAGCCAACGCUCUUAUAUAAUUGAAUCUUUUGCAAAUUCUUUAAAGUUACCUAUAAUGGAAACUACAUAUUUAUCAAUAUUUACUUUUGGCGCGAAAUCACCACAUCAUAUCGAAAGUCCUAUAGUAAAUUUCAAUAUCACCACACGAACUGGUAUUAAACGACUAAUAUAUGCGAAUGUAGUACCCCACAUUACACGUGACAUAAAAACGCCAAAAUUUGAUAAGUCAGUUGAUGUACGGAAUGAUAUUAGAUUAAAAAACCUAACGUUGGCAGAUGAUGGGUCACGUGGUGAUGAAAUAGAUAUUCUGUUGGGUAACGAUUAUUAUCACUUUUUAAUGUUACAAGAUAAAAUAUCAGUUGCUCAAAACCUAUUUUUAGUAAAUUCAGAUUUUGGAUGGGUAUGGUCAGGAAGAUUCAAUAAGAUGCCUGACAAGUCAGAUCAGUUAACUGUACUUACUUAUUUUCAAUCAAAUGGUAAUUUUGAUAACAAGUUAAACGUACCAGACCUUCCAUUAAAGUAUGAUGAUGUCAAAAAACUGUGGGAUCUUGAAUCAAUAGGCAUAAUAGACUCACCUAAAUCGACUCGUGAUGAAGAGGCCAUAAAUCAAUUUAAUGAAACCAUUCAGUUUAAAGGUGGUAGAUAUUAUGUUCAAUGGCCUUGGACAGUGUUUCCACCAAAUCUUCAUGAUAAUUUAGGUUUAGCUUUUGGCCGUCUCAACAGUUUGUUAAAACGUUUAGAUGCUACCACAAUCAAAGCAUAUGAUCAGGUUAUUAAUGAACAAAUACAAAGUGGGGUUGUUGAAAUUGUACCAGACCCAAAAGCUACACAAAGCCACCCAGUCCAUUACCUUCCCCACCAUUGUGUCUCCCACAGAGACAAACCCGGUAAGCUACGAAUAGUUUACGAUGCCUCAGCCAAAAUUAAAGAGAACCAUAGUCUCAAUGAAUGUCUAUACCGUGGACCGUUAAUGUUGGAAGAUCUUACAGGGUUAUUAAUUAAGUUUAGACAACAUCGAAUAGGAAUUGUAGCCAAUGUGGAAAAGGCUUUUCUUCAAUUAGGGCUGCAAGAACCAGAUAGAGACGUCACGAGAUUUCUGUGGCUGAAAAAUAUUAACCAUAGAUCUCCUGAUAAUAUUUUACAUUUACGGUUUUGUCGCGUACCAUUCGGAGUAAUAGCUAGUCCAUUCUUGCUGAAUGCUACGAUUCGAUUCCACCUAAUUAAAUUAAAAAACGAAGUGGCAAAACAAUUAGCAGAAGAUAUAUAUGUAGACAAUAUAGUAACAUGUGCACAAACUGUACAAGAGGCAUGUGAUAUAUAUACGAUAGCCAAACAAUCAUUUGAACAGCUUUCAAUGAAUUUACGUGAUUGGAAUUCCAAUUCUAAAGAACUGUUGUCCCAUAUACCUAAUGAAUUUGUAGUAAGUGAUCAAGACAGACAUGUUAAAGUAUUAGGGUUGAUUUGGGACAUCGAUAACGAUAGUCUUCAUAUUAAACCUCAACGAGAUAAUAGUGUAACAUACAAUGUAAAAACAAAACGUGACGUUUUAAAGGUUAUAGGUUCGAUUUAUGAUCCUUGCGGUUUUGCAGUACCUGUGAUGCUAUCCGCAAAACUAUUUUUUCAAAAGUUAUGGAAACUAAAGAGUAAAUGGGACGAGAAAUUACCGGACGAGUUAUUAGGCGAAUGGGGAGAGAUAACAGAAAAGUUUAAAUACAUAGACAAUAUAAAAAUUAGUCGUUAUUUCGCGCGAGAUUUGGACAUAGAAAUGCUGAGUAAUAACAUUCAAUAUCAAUUACAUUGUUUUACGGAUGCAUCCUUAACAUCUUAUGCGGCAGUCAUUUACCUACGUAGCUCCGCAAAUAAUAAUAAUAGUGUUAAUUUUGUUAUUGGCAAGUGUAGACUAGUACCUCUAAAGAACAAAGAUAAUUUACAAAUUCCUAGAUUAGAAUUACUAGGCGUACUUAUAGGACACAGAUUAAUUAAUUACGUGUCAAAAAUAUUACGGCUUCAAAUUAAAGCACAAUAUUUAUGGACUGAUAGCCAAAUUGUUUUGAGCUGGUACAAAUCAGAGAAACUACUCCCACCAUUUGUUUCACGUAGAAUUGCUGAGAUAAAACAAAAUAGAUCCCUAGAAAUCCGGUAUGUUCCAACAAAACUUAACCCAGCAGAUGUAGGUACUAGGGUAGAGAGGGUAGAGUCCUAUCAGGAAUGGCUUAAAGGUCCUUUAUUUUUGAUGGAAGACUCAAAACAGUGGCCAACACAUAUCAGUCACGAGAUAGUUCAGAUGCAAACCUUUUUGGCCGGGGAGGGUCGUAAGAGUCCAACGUCUACGAAUAACUCCGAUGAAACAGAACGAACACUUGAAACGAUUCAACACUCUGAUAGUCAGACAGAAGAUAUAUUAAAAUUACAAGCGGAAUAUUUUCCAAAAGAAGUAGGAGGAUCUACAACAGACUUAUCUAGAGUACUACAAUUAUAUAAGGACCAAAAUGGAAUACUAAGAUGCAAAGGUAGAUUCAGAUACACUAAUUUAACGCAUGAUCAAAAAGAGCCAAUCUUGCUUCCUAAGAAUGCAGAAUUUACACAUAAUAUUAUUACUGAGUUGCAUCAAAAGAAUUACCAUGUGGGUGUUUCGCAUACAUUGGCCUUACUAAGGGAACACUUCUGGGUUCCACAUGGACGAUCAACAGUUCAAAAAGUGAUUAGAAAAUGUCAACAAUGUGUUAAAUACGGAGGAGGUCCAUUCAAACUACCAGCAAUGCCUGACUUACCAGCUGAAAGAGUAAAACUGGGCUAACCUUUUCUCUUUACGGGUUUAGAUUACUUUGGCCCUCUUUAUGUCAAUGAAAUGACUCUGGAAAAGAGAUGGGUAUGUCUAUUUACAUGCUUGACAAUUAGAGCUAUUCAUAUGGAAGUUGUGACAGAUUUAACAGCUCAGGAAUGUUUGUUGGCAAUCAGGAGAUUCGUAGCGGUCAGAGGUUUACCUCAAUUGAUUCUAUCUGAUAAUGCUACACAAUUCAAACUUACGGCCGACGUUUUAACAUCUGAUUAUUGCAUACAAAAUAAUGUGCGUUGGAAGUUCAUCCCAGAAUUAGCGCCAUGGUUCGGCGGCUUCUACGAAAGACUUAUAGGAUUAGUGAAACACAGUAUGAAAAGAACAUUAGAUAAGCAUACUAUAAACCACAAUCAGUUAUGCACUGUGAUUAAAGAACUUGAGGCAGUUAUUAAUACCAGACCAUUAACGACAGUAGGGACUGAGCUAGAACAUGUAUUAACACCAACAGAUUUUUUACGCAUAGGCGGGCCAGUUGUAGCUCAGAUCUCGAAUCGAGAUUUUUUAGAAUCAGCUACAGCAACUAAGUCGAAUUUGAUUGAAGGUUGGAAACGCGGUCAGACUAUUCUUUUAGAAUUCACAAAGAUGUUCAAUAACCAAUAUUUAACCAGUCUGCGAGAGCGACAUGACAGACAUCGGCAGCCAAGGACUGUAGUCGCUAGAGCACCUAGAUUAUCAGAAAUAGUACAAAUAAAAUCAGACAGUAGUAGAGCACACUGGAAAGUCGGCAGGAUUGUAGAGUUAAUUAAAGGUUCAGAUGGAGAGAUUAGGGUAGCUAAAGUAAAACUACCCAAUGGAGAUACUUUGACACGUUCCAUAGGCCAUCUUUUUCCAUUGGAGUUGGAUGAUCACGAUAAUACAGUAACCCUGAAGGAUCCAACACUAACAGAAGAUCAAACUACGGAAAACAACCAAACUUCGGAGCAAGAAGAAAUAGCAACAGACGCAAAUAAGCGACCUUCGCGUGCAUCAGCAGUAAAAGCCAGAGAGAAAGUCAAGGAGUGGACUGCACAGCUAAUGAUUAACUUGUUUGAGCAGUGAAGGAAUUCUAGUUCUUAGAUAGUGACAGAAAGUAAUUUAGUGAUUGUACUACUUGUAAUAAAUAGUCAAUUAGUAAAGUCAAAGUUUUAUUUCCUUCUGCUGGUGGCAGUGUCGCGAAAGCGAAUAGACAGAUAAUCGUAAGUAUCGAUUAUAGAGUACAUCUCUAAAGAAUUGUUACAUCACUACCGACGCGGGACGUUUGACGUCUAUGUUUUUGGCGGGCUCGGCAGAGAGAAAAAAGUGUGAAAAAAGUUAGAAGUGUUAGAAGAUCUUAGUAAGUUUAGUUUUGAAAUAGGCCAGCAGUUUGGUAAGUGAAAUUGUUAUCAUGUUGUCUAGAUGUAACCAAACAAAUGUUGGUGCAAAUGAGUUAAUAGCACAAUGACUGUUUGCGGACAGUGUAUUAGUACUCAACAAAAGAAUUAGUAAGAGACUUUGCGAGGCUUGGGGUGGCUAUAGGGGCGGUUGGAGGCCACUUGGGGUGAAACCCCAAAAUCAGUUAUUAGAUAGCCAACUCUAUUGUACUGGGAGUGAUGGCUCAGAGAUUAGGUAGCUAAUUAGACCCACUAACAGGCAAGAGUAGUGGAGGACCAGUGUUCAUGUAAUUAGACCCACUAACAGGCUAGAGUAGUGGGGAAGCAGUAAUAUUAGAAAGGUAGCAUGGUUAAUGCUACAGCGAACACUGGUCAAUCAGUAAAUUAGAUACCCACUAACAGGCUAGAGUAGUGGGAGCCAGUACUAUUAGUAGGCAUCAUGUUUGGUGCUACAGCGAACACUGGUCAAUCAGUAAAUUAGAUACCCACUAACAGGCUAGAGUAGUGGGAGCCAGUACUAUUAGUAGGCAUCAUGUUUGGUGCUACAGCGAACACUAGUCAAUCAGUAAAUUAGAGAUCCACUAACAGGCGAGAGUAGUGGAGAACAAAUGAUCAGUUACUUAGACCCACUAACAGGCUAGAGUAGUGGGGGCCAGUACUAUUAGUAGGCAUCAUGUUUGGUGUUACAGUACACUGGUCAAUCAGUGAAUUAGAUCCGCUAUCAGUGUGAAUGGUGGAUAGUUAGUAACUAAAAUAUAGAAGGUAGGUGUGUAUAGUAUAGUAAACAAUAGUAAUGUUUUGGACACACUAUGAUCAUUGGCCCAGCAAUUUAGACAAUGAUAUUGUAGUAUUUACAGAGUUACAUCUUUACUUAGUUGCAAUGACUUAUUUAGAGAAUACUUAUAAUUGUUAUGCAGUAUGAAUUAACUUAGAAUAAUCGUCCAGUACCUCUGGUUAGAUGUACUUGG
Bicyclus anynana (squinting bush brown) is the source of this 7084-nucleotide messenger RNA. RefSeq lists its product as uncharacterized. Lineage: Eukaryota; Metazoa; Arthropoda; Insecta; Lepidoptera; Nymphalidae. Gene Ontology annotation, molecular function: nucleic acid binding. The record is from RefSeq and is a predicted model, not a curated record. The transcript is spliced from 2 exons. The coding region runs from base 427 to 4728 and encodes 1433 amino acids. Gene Ontology annotation, biological process: DNA integration.